Macrosiphum euphorbiae (potato aphid) is the source of this 267-nucleotide messenger RNA. Lineage: Eukaryota; Metazoa; Arthropoda; Insecta; Hemiptera; Aphididae. The record is from the annotation of a GenBank genome assembly.
AUGACAAUCAACACAAAAAAUGCAAGAUUGAUUGGGUUAAGGCUACUGAUGGAAAUGGCCAUAUCGCUACUUGUCGUCUUAAGUGUCAAACGAAAUGCAGAUAUAAUCAAAAAACGGACCAAUGGCGUUGUAGAAAAUCUAGUACAGGUUUAUCCAAAUCAUGUGAAUGUUGUAGAGAUAAUGUUCCUGGCGUUCCUAUUCCUCCUUAUUGAGAAAAUGCAACUGCUUACCUGCUACAUAUGGCUGAAUACCGAAUCUGUAAUAUAA